This is a messenger RNA of Drosophila willistoni, 1574 nucleotides long. RefSeq names its product probable serine/threonine-protein kinase tsuA. Lineage: Eukaryota; Metazoa; Arthropoda; Insecta; Diptera; Drosophilidae. The transcript has a single exon. The record is from RefSeq and is a predicted model, not a curated record. Bases 81 to 1523 code for a protein of 480 amino acids.
GCUUUGAGAAUUUUGUCAAAGAUGUCGCUACCUGACGACGACGACGACGACGAAAACUCACCUGUGUCUGAGAAUGAGAAAUGUGUAAACGGGGCACAAGUCUCGUUGUGGUUUUUAUUGCACUUACCAUUGCCAUAUUUCCAAUACAGACUGCUUCCUUGUCGGGGAGAUCACAACUGCGUCUAGCACCAGCCUAUGUGAACGGAGUGCUGACAUUAAAGAGCAGUUUGCUCUCAAAAAAUAAUAAUAGUCCAGCUUUGGCAAACGGUCGCAGUGGUGGCAGUCUGAUCAAGUCCAAUCAAAAUCCCAGUUACAAGCAUCAAUAUCAGAGCUUAAACUCUGGUAACUCUGGUUACGGCAAAUACGGAGAGGAGGCAGAUAAAUCCCAACAGAAAGCAACGGCAACAAAUCUCAGGAACUUAGGGACAGCAUUUAGACCACUUAGCCGGACUAUGAUCAAUAUGAAUUAUGGCCAUCAAAUGGAACCGUUCAAGUCGUUGUUGGAUGAACGAGAUGAAACAAAUGAGAAUAUAGGCAAAUCAUAUUCAUACGAAUCGAAUGCAAAUCCAUUAUAUAUGCCAGCAAAACCAUCUUCGCUGUCAUAUCAGCAAUAUCCGGCCGCGAUCAUACAACCACAACAGGAUCAAAUGAGUGCUCCCAUGUCAUAUGCUCCAUUGGCCAUGCAAACGGAUCGUCAGGCGAAUCGUUAUGUACAAGAGUUUCCGCCGCAUUUUCUGUUUCAGCCACCAUUUGUGCCCAUGCAGACGACCGCAUUGGAAACACCUGAAACACCACAAUCUAUUGCCCCACAGCAACAACCUACAGCAGAGCAACUUGAUUUGCUGCAACAAUUGUCUGAGUUCUUUGGUCAGCGACAGCAGCAGCAGCAACAACAACAUCCACAGCAGCAGCAACAGAAUUUUAUACCCAUAAGUUUUGCCCAAUUGGCCUCAACUCAGCCACCACCCGAUGAGCAGGGACAAUGUCCAUUUGAUACAGAGGAGAUUACUACAACUAUUUCUCCUCUAGCAAAGUCAACAAAGAAAUCAAAGACAACCACAAUGGAGCCAGAUGAGUCAGUCACAAUUGAUGUUGAGUCCGACACAGAGAAGCCAAUUUCCAAAACAAAAUCGAACAAGAAAUUGCCAUGUUGCAGCAAGACACCAAAACGGGAUGUGAUUAGUUUUACUCUCAAUGUAGAGAAUCCGAAUCUGAAUCGAGAGCAGCAAAACAAAGCCAGGGAACAACAACGAUCGAGUCGUCAUGCCAUUCAGCCCGAUUUGCGUAUUAAUGCUAUAGCAACAUUAUUACGAUACCGCAACGAAUUGGGCAAUGCCCAAGAUCCAUUGCAACAGCUGCUGCGACAGGAGCAGAAGAGAGUCGAGCAGCAGCAGGCCAUUAAGCAGCGACGAAAAGGCAAGGUCAAAGGACGAAGGCAACGGCGAAUCUUGGACAAGAAUCGAUUAUUGCAGGCGGAAUUGAAAAUAUGGCCACUUAAAAUUGAACGCCUAAGCGGCGUAUAAUUUUCUAUACAUAUUUAUAUUUUUUUAAGAGUUUAUUAAUUUUUUUUUGUU